This is a messenger RNA of Drosophila takahashii, 825 nucleotides long. RefSeq names its product tropomyosin. NCBI's taxonomy places the organism in Eukaryota, Metazoa, Arthropoda, Insecta, Diptera, Drosophilidae. The record is from RefSeq and is a predicted model, not a curated record.
AUGUAAGAUGCGAGAUUCCCGAUGCGUUACGAGUCCCUGGUUACGAUGCUGCUUCUAGUGAACAUCCUGCUCAUGAGCACAGCAAAUUCUGCUCAGAGGAACGAUCCGCGCUUUAAGCCGGGGUCCUUUGUCUGCAAGACGAAUGUGAAGGCCAGUCAGAUGGCAUUGAAGGCAGCGAAGGAUGCAAAGGACGCCAAGGAUGCACAGCCAAGUGCCGCGGAGUGUGCGGGCAAUAGAGCCAAGGCCAUGCUGGCGGACAGGGCCUUGCAGGCGGCCAAGGCGGCGGAGGCGGCUCUCAACGGAAAGAAGCAGCUGCUGGAGGAAUUCACCCAGAGUCUGGCCGAAACGAAGCGAGUCAUCGAGGAAAUCCAGCGGGCCAUUGCCGCCAGCUCCAGUUCCGCCAAGGCGGCGAAGUGCAUCCGAGACAAGCUGCGGAUAUCCUUGGCCAGCAUGCAGAAUCUGUUGCAGGAGAUGGGCGGCAGUCUGGACAACAUCCGCCGCGUGGCCCUCAAUGCCCAGAAGGAUGCCGUGGAGAAGCGUAGUCUUCUCGAGGCCGCCAAGCGGCGGGUGGAGGAGCUGCACAACUGCUUGGCCCAGGCCCAUGCGGAUCUGGAGCGGAAUCAGGAGAGCGCCAAGAAGGCCAGCGACGCCGCCGCCGAGGCCCAGCAGCGGGUCGAUGCAGUGCGCAAACUGGUGUCCAAGAUCAAGAUGCUGAGGCGAAAGGACCUGCAAUCGCUGAACAGUUUUCUGGUCAAAAGGAGGAGAAGAAGAAGCCCGGCAAAAACACAGUUGAGUUGAUUGUUAUGUUUUGGCAAUAAACAUGUU